Sorex fumeus (smoky shrew) is the source of this 2224-nucleotide messenger RNA. RefSeq names its product methyl-CpG binding domain 4, DNA glycosylase (gene MBD4). The record is from RefSeq and is a predicted model, not a curated record. Gene Ontology annotation, cellular component: nucleus. The transcript is spliced from 9 exons. Gene Ontology annotation, biological process: DNA repair. The coding region runs from base 1 to 1791 and encodes 596 amino acids. NCBI's taxonomy places the organism in Eukaryota, Metazoa, Chordata, Mammalia, Eulipotyphla, Soricidae. Gene Ontology annotation, molecular function: pyrimidine-specific mismatch base pair DNA N-glycosylase activity; DNA binding.
AUGCGCAGUGAGACGCGCGCGUCCGGCCGUUCCCACUGCGCGUGUGCUCAAACCGAGGCGCCGAGCGCCGAGAGGCUGCGCACGGAGAGCGCGCGCGAUUGGUCGAAACGCGAUGUGAUCGCCGAGCCCCGGAGCAGCCGUGUGACCUCCGGCAAGUUAUAUUCCCUUUCGGGCCCCAGUUUUACCACCUAUGAGGAAGAUGUCGCUGUGGGAUCAGAGGGCAGAGAAGCAGGAGAGUGCGUACCCCUGCAGCAGGCACCAGUCAAUCCUGCUACUGGCCCGCUUGGCGGAACUACAGGAACAGAGCCCCUUAAGCCUGUCCCGUGUGGGUGGGAAAGGGUGGUGAAGCAGAGGUUAUCUGGGAAAACAGCGGGACGAUAUGAAGUAUAUUUCAUCAGCCCACAGGGACUGAAGUUCAGAUCCAAAAGAUCACUUACUAAUUAUCUUCUCAAAACCGAAGAGACCUCUCUUAAACCAGAAGAUUUUGAUUUUACCGUCCUUGCCAAAAAGAGCCGCCAGCCCAGAUGUGAAGACUGCCAGGAAGUUCUGACACCCCAGCUGGCAAACAAUAGGAUCAAUUCAACCUGGAGCCUUAGAACACGAAACCGAAGGAAAAAAGAUGAGUCUGCUCAGCCAAGUGGUAGUUUGGAACUGCAGGAGAGCCAAGAACUGUCCCACUGUACUUCCACUCAUUUGCUCUUAAGAGAAAAGGAGGAUGGACCUGGGGCGGUUUCCAGAAAGGUUCGACAGGCCGAAAGAAAGAAGACUAUUUGCAACGCAGUUGAUAUCAAGAAAACGAAAACGCGAUGCAGGAAGAGUCUUCCAGAUUUUGCUCAAAGUAACGGAGAAAGAGCAUCUGGAGAGAGUGAAGCUGAGGCUCAAAGUGGGCCUGUUGGCCAUGACAGUCAACCGAAUAAAACUUCCUGCGUUUCUGAUGCCCCAGCCAACAAACCAGCCGUCUCAGUGACCAGCACGGAACAGAGACUUAAGAAAGCAACCUUGCAGGGUGCAGGAUCAAAUUUGCAAGCAGGGCUAAUAACAUCUGGCAUUAUAAACAAUUUAGCUGCAACCAAAGAAGCAGAAGGCACUGAGAAGUGUGAGGAUACCUUUUUAGAAUCAAAAGAAAGAACAGAAGUAGAAGCUGAGGGCAGGAAGGAGCAUUUGCAUAUGGACGGUUUCAGCCGCGGCUUUGAAAUGGACAACGGUUGCUCACCAACGGAGACAGAGUCGCCUGUGGAAACAGUUCCAGAGACCGUCGCCCCCCGGACACAAGUAGAAAGAAGGAAAACAAGCCUGUAUUUUUCCAGCAAAUAUACGAAAGAAGCUCCUAGUCCCCCUCGACGCAAAGCUUUUAAGAAGUGGACGCCUCCUCGGUCACCUUUUAACCUUGUCCAAGAAACGCUUUUUCACGACCCGUGGAAGCUCCUCAUCGCAACGAUAUUUCUCAAUCGGACCGCAGGGAGAAUGGCCAUCCCUGUGCUUUGGGAGUUUCUGGAAAAGUAUCCUUCGGCUGAGGUAGCAAGAGCCGCAGACUGGAGAGAGGUAUCAGAACUUCUAAGGCCUCUUGGUCUCUACGACCUUCGAGCAAAGACCAUCAUCAAGUUCUCAGAUGAGUAUCUGACAAAGCAGUGGCGGUACCCAAUCGAGCUCCACGGGAUCGGCAAAUACGGCAACGACUCCUACCGGAUUUUCUGUGUCAACGAGUGGAAGCAGGUACACCCCCAGGACCACAAGUUAAAUAAAUAUCAUGACUGGCUUUGGGAAAAUCAUGAAAAAUUAAGUCUAUCUUGAAACUUUGAAGUUUUAUAUCUUUUUUUAAUCAGUUGCUUUGCACUUUGAUUCUUAAAGCUCCGUAAAGAAGGAAUUCCCCCUUUCCAAGCAGACAGAUUUUAUUCAAAUCAAUCCAACUAAAAACCUAAUUGUUUUCAUCUUUUUCUUUUCUUUUCUUUUUUGUUUUGGGCUACACCUGGCGGGUGCUCGGGCGUUACUCCUGGCUUUGCACUCAGGAAUUACUCCUGGUGGUACUUGAGAGACUGUAUAGAAUGCCAGGGAUCAAACCUGAGUUGGUCACAUACCAGGCAAACACCCUACCCACUGUACUAUCUCUCUGGCCCCUAAUUAUGUUUUCUUAACUGAGUGCCACAGACACAUCCUUACUACUGAUUAUGCUAGAACAUGGUUUGCAUUUUGCUUCAAAUAAAUUAUUUGAAAGCAGUCCUUAAAA